This is a messenger RNA of Physcomitrium patens, 1679 nucleotides long. RefSeq names its product putative N-acetyltransferase HLS1. The record is from RefSeq and is a predicted model, not a curated record. Gene Ontology annotation, molecular function: acyltransferase activity, transferring groups other than amino-acyl groups. Lineage: Eukaryota; Viridiplantae; Streptophyta; Bryopsida; Funariales; Funariaceae.
GAUUUUCUUGUGUGCAAGAAGCGGAGUGGAAAUGGUCUCCCAAGUUACACCUGUGGAUGAUAGGUCCGAAGUUGUGAUCAUCAUUCGCAAAUACAGCGAUUUUACUGUGGAGCAGCUUGCUGCUUUCGACAUGCGGAUGGAAAUUUGUCCAGCAGGGUCAGAAUCGCUCGGCUUCGAUUUACUUGGUGAUCCUCUAUGCCGAGUUCGCCACCUUCCCUCGUUUCAUAUGCUGGUUGCCGAAAUUGGAGGUGAAAUCGUAGGGGUCAUUAGAGGCAGCGUGAAGGAUGUGGUGUGCAGCUCAGAUAAAGCCUUGGUCCGCAAUCCUCCUUAUGAACGUGUUGGAUACCUCCUUGGUCUCCGAGUUUGCCCUCGUCACAGGCGAAUGGGCAUUGCGUUGAAGCUAGCACAAGCUAUGGAGGAAUGGUGCCAGGAACAGGGCGCCAAAUACGUCUACAUGGCUACAACGAAAGACAAUGAAGCAUCCUUAAAGCUUUUUACAGAGCGUCUCAACUACAGCCACUUUCGCACUCCCGCUAUCUUCGUCCAACCCGUGCAUGUUCAUGAGCGCCGCAUCUCAUCGCGCAUUCAAUUGACAAAGAUAUCCUCUGAUCAUGCAGCAGCGCUCUACCGCGCAACAAUGGGCACAGCCGAGUUCUUCCCUAAAGACAUCGACGCUGUGUUGCGCAACAAGCUCUGCGAGGGCACUUGGAUUGCCACUUUCAAGAAGGAUCGCCUCGACCAUGAGCUCAACAAUUUAGCAUGCGAGAGCGGGAGAGGUGGGAGAAUGGUUGAUGGAGGUUGGGCCAAGGGUGCGCCAUGGGCUGUCCUGAGCGUCUGGAGGAGUAACGAUCUGUUCCGGUGCGAGUACAGAAACGCCUCAUGGAUGAAGAAAACAGGGGCGGCAUUGUCUAGAUUGGUGGAUUUCUGCUUGCCCGGAUGCCGAGUACCCUCCGUCCCUAAUUUUUUUGAUCCUUUCGGCGUGCAAUUCAUGUUCGGUUUGCACUCGGAGGGCGACCGAGGGCCUGAGCUUCUACAUUCUCUCUGCUGGCAUGCACAUAAUUUGGCAAGGAAGAAUGACUGUAAAGCGGUGAUGUCCGAGGUUGCGCCCACCGAUCCUGCAUGGAGUAGCAUUCCGCAUUGGAAGAAACUCUCUUCCACUGAAGACAUGUGGUGCAUCAAGUUCGUCGGAGAGAGAGGCUCCUCAAAAUCCCUGUUUGACGACUGCGACUGGUACCAAGCACCUCCAAAGCCCGUCCUUUUUGUAGAUCCUCGAGAGGUGUAAAAAUCUUGCUUAAUUCUUGAACCUUUCUGUAACAUACCCAGCUUCUCUCCAUCUGCACAGCGAGAGGCUUUUCAUUUCUGACUUUGCUUGCCUCGGAACCGACGAAUGUGAGAUGGGUUCCACCUCAGAGGCCAGGUUUUGUCGACAUCGGCUACACUUAAAUGACGCCGCAAUUUUUUCUGUAGGUGGAUGUUCAAUUGCAUAAAUCAAUUGGCGUCCUGAGAUGGUGAUCCAUAACAAAUUUUGUUUCCGGUGGAUGGUGCUUGCACGUAUUAGGUCAGGUUAGCGUUUUUGAGUGUUUAGUUUAGCAACGCUGAACGUGCGAGCUCAUACAGGGCAAUGUCGCAAAGACCUUCCCAAUCCAGGCGAUUAAUGAACGUCGUUUCCCUUUUGUCCA